Molecule: messenger RNA, 2732 nt
Organism: Perognathus longimembris pacificus (Pacific pocket mouse)
Lineage: Eukaryota; Metazoa; Chordata; Mammalia; Rodentia; Heteromyidae
Gene: Arhgef38
Product: Rho guanine nucleotide exchange factor 38
Exons: 14
Coding region: 89-2428 (779 amino acids)
Cellular component (GO): cytoplasm
Molecular function (GO): protein binding; guanyl-nucleotide exchange factor activity
Source: RefSeq, a predicted model, not a curated record
UCCUCACUCCAGUGGCUUUAACUCUCACCUGGAGGCACCUUAGCCAUCAGCAUUGCCAGCACACCUCUGAGGCUUGCCAUUGCCUCCAAUGGAGUCCAAAGAAGCCACUGGGAAAGACUAUGUGGGCAUUAAGAAGAAGAACCUGACCUUCUUGAGAUCCAGACUGUAUAUGCUGGAGAGAAGGAAGACUGACACUGUGGUGGAGAGCAGUGUCUCUGGGGACCACGCUGGUACUUUGAGGAGAAGCCAGUCUGACAGGACCGAAUACAACCAGAAAUUACAAGAAAAGAUGACCCCACAAGCUGAGUGUUCUGCGGCUGAGCUCUCAACCCCAGAGGAAGAGCAUCAGAUGAGAAAGAUGAUGGUGAAAAGGGCAAAAAUCAUCAAGGAGCUGAUCCAGACAGAAAGGGACUAUGUCACCGAUUUGGAGCUGUGCCUUAGGGAGGUGGUUCUGCCUCUGAGGAACAAACAGAUCGAUAGGCUGGAUGUGGAGAGUUUGUUUAGCAACAUUGAAUCUGUGCAUGAUAUAUCAGCCAAGCUGCUAUCCUUGUUGGAAGAGGCCACAACCAACGUGGAACCGGCUAUGCAAGUAAUAGGAGAGGUAUUCUUGCAGAUUAAAGCACCGCUGGAAGAUAUUUAUAAAAUCUACUGCUAUCACCACGACGAAGCACAUAGUGUACUGGAGUCCUAUGAAAAGGAGGAAGAGCUGAAGCAACAUUUGAGCCAGUGUAUCCAGUCCUUAAAGAAAAUAUAUAUGCAAGAAGGCAAACCAAACCUAUUGGAUAUGGGCUCUUUGAUGAUCAAACCAAUCCAGCGUGUGAUGAAAUACCCACUACUGCUAUGUGAGCUUCGGAAUUCUACCCCUUCCUCACACCCUGAUUACAGGGCACUAGAGGAUGCUUUUGCUGCUGUGAAGGACAUUAACGUGAACAUUAAUGAACUCAAAAGAAGGAAAGACUUAGUUCUGAAAUACAAGAAGAACGAUGAGGAUGAAUCACUUAAAGACAAAUUGUCCAAACUAAAUAUUCAUUCAAUUAGCAAGAAAUCAAAAAGAGUGACAAAUCAUCUAAAGAUUCUGACAAGAGGAGAAUCACAGGUAAAAGAUAGUACCUUUAACAGAGAAGAAAAGCUAUUUAGAGCUUUAGAGAAGACAGUGAGGCACUGUAUGAAGAACAUUUCGUUUUGUCUUCAGCACAUACAGGAUGCUGUGCCCUUUGCUCUUCAGAGUGUGACACAGCUCCAAGAGAUUUCAUACAACAAAGAUGAGGAGGAGGAGAGGAACUCCUCAGAGACCCCAAAGAAUGCCCUAAAUCCUUGUCAGGACUUUGCAGCUCUCUUGCACAGGCACGUCCUCAUGCCCCUGACAGCCCUGCUGUCCUUAUUCCCAGGGCCUCAGAAGCUCAUCCAGAAACGCUACGACAAGCUGCUAGACUACAAUAGCUUCCUGCAGCGGGCAGCGGGAGAUGAGUCAGAUUUGGCCAAAAAGGAGUACGAGGCCCUCAACGCCCAGCUUGUAGAAGAGCUCCAGCCAUUCAACCAGGCUGCUCGGCAGAUUCUGCUGAAUUGCCUGUGUAGUUUCAUCACCCUCCUCAGGGACCUGAUGCUCAGGGCACAGAGAGCGUACUCCACAGAUGUGCAGGUGCCACUCUUGGUCUCAAGCAUCUCUGAGAUCCAAAAUCGAGUACUGGAAGAAGUUCACACUCUGAAUUUUGUGAAGGACAACAGUGCCACCUUUAUUGAGAGGAAACUUAGUUUUGAAAAGAAAAAGCCUAUGCAGAUUCUGCCAGAAGUGCCACGCCAAACUGACAUUCACCGCUGCAAACUUCAGUCUACAUACGGCACGGAGGAUCUCUACCAAGCCAAGCGCAAGUGCAAUGCCACACAGGAAUUUGACAUCAAUCUUCUGGAAGGAGAGUUGGUGGCAGUGCUGGAACAGAAAGACCCUCUGGGGAGUACCAGCAGGUGGCUUGUUGACACAGGACUUGUCAAAGGAUAUGUGUAUUCCUCCUUCCUAAAACCCUACAAUCCAGCUAAAGUGCAGAAGGUGGAUGCUGAGAAUAGGUUCUGUGAUGAGGAUUUUGACAACAUCAGCCUCUUUGUGUCUUCACGGCCAGCUACUGACAGCGUCACGGGCACACCAGAGGGCAGCGCAAGUGACAGCAGCUCAUCCCUGAGUGGCACUGGUGGAAAGUUAGAGACAAAUGGCAUUGAUGGUGACAGUUUCCAAGAGGUUGAUGAACAGAUUUUCUAUGCAGUUCAUGCUUUUCAAGCUCGGAGUGACCAUGAACUCAGUCUUCAGGAGUACCAAAGAGUCCAUAUACUUAGAUUUUGUGAUCUAAGUGGAAAUAAAGAGUGGUGGUUAGCUGAAGCUCAAGGCCAGAAAGGCUAUGUGCCAGCUAACUACCUUGGAAAGAUGACUUAUGCUUAAGAAAAUAAGCCUCUGACCUUCAUUUCCUGGCAAGGUGCUGAUUGACUACCUCAUAAAACUGACAUUCUCAACCAGAAAGCAAGAAACUUCCAAGCUGCAUUAACAAAUAAGGUGGCAAGUCUUAAGGAAGACUAUACUUGCUAAUAGCAUUGUUUCCUAAAUGUAUACAUGUUGCAGGGAAUACUAAACUAACAGAAAGAGCAAAGCAAACAGCUCAGGCUCAUACCAUAAACUACAAGGUACAGAUCUUUUGAAAUAGCACAUUUCCCUUUAGCAUCAUGAAAGGCUAGUUCUAAGGACAAGG